UGACAGCUUGGUUCCUGCGCGGAUGCUGGGGCUAUAGGCGUCGCGCUUUCGGCUCGUUGCGGCUCACAGGGAGGAGGACGCCCGGGCUCGCUUAUCCCUCCGCUGCCUCCGCCACUGCCAUGAUUCCAGUGUCGCUGGUGGUAGUGGUGGUGGGCGGCUGGACUGCCGUCUACCUGACCGACUUGGUACUGAAGUCAUCUGUGUAUUUUAAACAUUCCUAUGAAGACUGGCUGGAAAACAACGGACUGAGCAUCUCCCCUUUUCACAUAAGAUGGCAAACUGCUAUUUUCAAUCGUGCCUUUUACAGUUGGGGACGGCGGAAAGCAAGGAUGCUUUACCAGUGGUUCAAUUUUGGAAUGGUGUUUGGUGUAAUUGCCAUGUUCAGCUCUUUUUUCCUCCUCGGAAAAACGCUGAUGCAGACUUUGGCACAAAUGAUGGCUGACUCUCCCUCUUCUUCCUCUUCCUCUUCUUCUUCCUCCUCUUCUUCUGCUUCUUCCUCUUCGUCAUCUUCCUCUUCAUCCGCUUCCUCCUCCUCCUCACUUCACAAUGAGCAAGUGCUCCAAGUUGUGGUUCCCGGUAUAAAUUUACCUGUCAACCAACUGACCUAUUUCUUCGCUGCAGUUCUCAUUAGUGGUGUUGUACAUGAAAUUGGACAUGGGAUAGCCGCUAUUAGGGAACAAGUUCGAUUUAAUGGCUUUGGGAUUUUUCUCUUCGUUAUUUAUCCUGGAGCAUUUGUUGAUCUGUUCACUACUCAUUUGCAACUUAUAUCACCAGUCCAGCAACUAAGGAUAUUCUGUGCAGGUAUCUGGCAUAAUUUCGUCCUUGCACUCCUUGGUAUUUUAGCUCUUGUGCUCCUCCCUGUAAUUCUCUUGCCAUUUUACUACACUGGAGUCGGGGUGCUUAUCACGGAAGUUGCUGAGGACUCACCUGCCGUUGGACCCAGAGGCCUUUUUGUGGGAGACCUUGUCACCCAUCUACAGGAUUGUCCUGUUACUAAUGUACAAGAUUGGAAUGAAUGUCUAGAUACCAUCGCCUUUGAGCCCCAAAUUGGUUACUGUAUUAGUGCAUCAACCUUACAGCAGUUAAGCUUCCCAGUUAGAGCAUACAAACGGCUAGAUGGUUCGACCGAAUGUUGUAACAAUCACAGCCUCACGGAUGUGUGCUUUUCCUACAGAAAUAACUUUAAUAAGCGUUUGCACACAUGCUUACCUGCCCGGAAAGCAGUUGAAGCCACGCAAGUUUGUAGAACCAAUAAAGAUUGUAAAAAAAGUUCAAGUUCAAGUUUCUGUAUAAUACCUUCUUUGGAAACUCAUACUCGCUUAAUAAAAGUGAAACAUCCACCUCAAAUUGAUAUGUUGUAUGUAGGCCAUCCACUGCACCUUCACUACACAGUGAGCAUCACCAGUUUUAUCCCACGUUUCAACUUUCUAAGCAUAGAUCUGCCUGUGGUUGUGGAGACAUUUGUCAAGUACCUGAUUUCUCUCUCAGGAGCUCUGGCUAUUGUUAAUGCAGUGCCCUGCUUUGCCUUGGAUGGUCAGUGGAUUUUAAACUCUUUCCUAGAUGCUACCCUUACCUCAGUGAUUGGAGACAAUGACAUCAAAGAUCUGAUAGGAUUUUUCAUCUUGCUUGGUGGUAGUGUACUUCUGGCUGCCAACGUGACCCUGGGACUCUGGAUGGUUACAGCACGGUAAUGUUUGCAUUCAUCUUGCAGAAUGAUACUUUAUAUGAAAGAGAAAGCAUUUCCUUAAAAUUACAUUUUAACCAACAACUUUAAGCUCCUCCUGUAUCAGAAUAUCCAAACUCUGGAAUGGGGGAUAAACAGAAGAAAUGAAAGGCAUAGUCCCUGACCACAUCCUACUUUUAAAGACUGAACUUAACAAAUUUCAGAUGCUUGUGAAACAAUUUCUAAACAAGUGAAAAUUCAUAUUAAACCAUUCUGUGUGACUAUAUAUCAUACUGCAGUAGUGUAAAGGAGAAGAGAAUUGGUUGGAAUUAAUUGGGGCAAACUAUCUGAAAAAGCAUCAUUAACCCAGAUUUGAAGAAGACCAGACUCUGGCCAACUGGAAGGGUGAGCAUUUCCUUGGCCUACCUCUCUUGUCUUCUUUCUUAGUUUGAAAAGUAUUUUAAGAUUUAUUGAUAGAUUAUUUUGUACUCUGACAACUGAGGUCUGAUUACAAUUAAUAAAAUUCUAUAAAAGCAUCUGCUGACAUGAAAGGGAAAAUCUUUGUUAAAUGAUACCAAAUAAGGGAACAAAGUAGGAGGUAGGGCUUACAAUGACACAUGCUUUGCCCUACAAGAGUUGCCUCUUUGAUAAAAUGUCCCCGUACGUACCCUCAUAAAGCAGCACUGUGUUCUGACAUUCAGAGUGAGCUACAAGAAGUAUCUUCCACUUGCAGCAUGUGAGCUGAGAAAGUUAAAGUUAAGUGUCAGAACUGAGCCUGGUCUUCUAACAGAUCACGAGACAGAUCUGCUGCAGUCCUGGUUACUAUUCUCCACAAAGCUUUGAAGCUCAGAACCCUUUCAGGGUAGACGUUUUCUCUUGUGCUGCUGGGGUUAUCUGGGGCCUAGGUCCUGGGUUCCUGCUUUCAAGGAGCAACUACCGUAAGCUCUCAACCAUACUCUGUCCUCACCAGCAGCUUCCAUGUUUCUCUUUAUUGACUGUAAACACCCAGUCCUUGCUUUCCAUCUUUCUCCUAAGCUACCUCUAUGGGUCCACGGAAGACUUGGUAGUACAGUGAGAAUGGCUACACAUGAGUACAGAUGUGGAUUUGCCAGAGCCUGGGAACUGACUCUUGAGCCCAAAAGAGCCCUGAGUAGUUCAAGGUCUUUUGGACUGGAGCUGGAACCCUGGAAGACCCAGGAAGUCAACAGGCCACUGUGAAACUCUUGGUCUUCUAAGUGUCUGAGCGUACUGUUCUUUGUUGAAAAAUACGUGCUUCCUUCAUACACUCAAGAACAUUAACAACUGUGUACCCAACUUUUUCACUAAGUGAGGCAUUCCAUGGGGUUCACCUUUUUAUGAUUAUUGAGCUGCUCUUCAGCAAUAAAGGUUUUUAAUUUUUAAGAAGUUCUUUAGACUGUAUUGCAAAUUUGCCUGCCUUCUUAAAUAGAAAUUAUUUAUUGAGUAUACUGUUAAGAUUUUAUGAAUGACUUGAUGUCAUCAGUUAUUACCACUACUAAAAUCAUACAAGUUAUUCUUUUAUCCCAGGAAAAAGGUGGUUGUUGUAUUCUUAGGUAGAUAGUCAUUCAGGAUUAAAGUCUGUUAGCAGAGAGCUCAGACCUGUUUAGAUAGUAGAACUUGGAGAAUACCAUGAAAUACUUGCAUAAUUAAUUUGAUAACAUGAACUAUGCAGUUUACUAAUGAACAUGUUGUAUAUGUGCAGGUCAGUUUUUUAAAACAAAAAAAUUUUAAUAGAGGAAAUCCUACCCAUUAACUUCUUUUUCUGGGUGGGAAAAAAAAACAACAGCUACAACCAAACACCUCAUUUUCUUGUAGCAUUUGAACAUCUUGGUCUCUUGCUCUAUAGGGUCGGGAUUUGAGAACCACUCUUAUUAGGAUAAUGAGCAAAUCAGUUGCAUUUGCAUAGAAAUGGCCUCAUCGUGUAAGAAAGGAAAUAUUAUCUGUUGUCUCUUCAGCUUGAUUGUGGGCACUUCUAGAGCAAGAACCAUGCCAUACUCGGCUUUGCAUCCCUGGCACAGUGCAUGAGACAUCAUAAAUACUUAAUAAACGUGGUCGAAUGAAUGAUGAAUACUGGUAUUUAUGGAUUAGAAAAGCAUGUUUCUAUUUAAGUAAGCUAUGAAUAGUAUUAUUGAAUAUUUACUGUAAAUAUAUGUUAACAACAAAAUAACUUGGAAGGUCUUUGUGUCCCUAGUAUAUUAUCAUCUUUAUGAAAAUAACCCAUUUUGGUUAAUGUAGAACAAUUAGAAAAAUGAAUUACUUUGAGGAUUUGAAAAAAAUGUGCUUUCUGUGUUGUCACGUUGUUCAACAGUACUUUAUUUUCAGUGUUCUACUCUACAUUGUUUACAUUUUCCACAGUUUUUUAAAUCACCUACAAUGUGUAAAGAAUGUAUAUAUUCUUUUCAUCUCAGUUGGAAAAGACAUGGUUUAAACUUGACCUUUUGAUAAUCAUUCUUAUAGGGUCAUUGUCAUCUAUUCUAACAGCAAAUUUUAAACAGGCACUUCAUGGAUACAUGGCUCUCCAUCAUCAGUUUGUCCUGUGGUAUUUAUUGAAUGUCCACAUACUAAUUAAUGGUGCACAGGUAUUUUUUUCUACGGAUCUUUCUUUCAACUAUGCUGUAAUUCAUUCUUAGUAUUCAAGUUGAAGAUACCAUAGCCACUGGCAUUUGAUGUUUAGCAAUAAAAGAAUAAAUGUGUACCAGCA
Molecule: messenger RNA, 4382 nt
Organism: Lontra canadensis (Northern American river otter)
Lineage: Eukaryota; Metazoa; Chordata; Mammalia; Carnivora; Mustelidae
Gene: MBTPS2
Product: membrane bound transcription factor peptidase, site 2
Exons: 11
Coding region: 120-1691 (523 amino acids)
Biological process (GO): membrane protein intracellular domain proteolysis; regulation of response to endoplasmic reticulum stress
Cellular component (GO): membrane; cytoplasm
Molecular function (GO): protein binding; metalloendopeptidase activity
Source: RefSeq, a predicted model, not a curated record